AUGUCCCCAGCAAGGAUGAGAUUAGGCGCGCAAGAGAGGAUUUUGAAAGUUGAGUACUGGGACUACCGUAAAAGCAUUCGUACAGCUGGCUUCAAACUCCUGCAAAAUGCCAUGGCGACGCAGAAAUCAGGCAUUGCAGAGCUUUUGAAGAAAUUGGUCAGUCUUCUCCAGGGAGAGAAUGUAUUAUGUUGUCUCGUUGGUGAAAUUGCCUUGAACUACUACAACGUACCUCGGGUUAUACAUGACAUUGAGAUUUGCGUGCCUGCUGGACAAUUUGCUAGGGCUGUUGGGGUCUUUGCACGACUAGAUACCGGCCUUCAAAAACUCGAACCUCCGGAGACAGACGUGUUUAUCCAAUACAAGCGACUUUGUCCACGAUUUAGGGAUUACAGUUUCGCGGACAUCGAUGUCGUCCUUCUUGAAGAUGAUGACUAUGGGUUUGCGUUGAACCACACAGCUCUCACGACCCAGGUAUCAAGCUCCACGUACAGCAAAGAGAUUCUGAAUGUAUUGCCGGCAGCGGACAUAGCAGAUUUGCCCUUUCCAAAACUUCGGUGUUUCUUUAGCGGAGUCUGUCAGAGGUAUAAGGCCUCUGGUGAGGCUUUUUUUGGUAUUGCCUCGGAGCAGCUGGUGGAUGGCAUGGACAUCAGCGAAGAUGAUUGCCGUGAUUGUCUGCCUGAGACAUCAGCAGUAGCGAGAGAAUAUGCAGUCGAGCUCGCCAAAACGAAACGGGACAGGAUUGACUACUUUUCAGAUAACACUAUCACAUGCUACGUGGCAGACGAGGAUGAAGCAGCAUUGCUGUUUUAUAUCCCUGGUCAUAUACACAAUCCGGUCGUGAAGCAUAAAUAA
Lithohypha guttulata is the source of this 852-nucleotide messenger RNA. RefSeq lists its product as uncharacterized. The transcript is spliced from 3 exons. NCBI's taxonomy places the organism in Eukaryota, Fungi, Ascomycota, Eurotiomycetes, Chaetothyriales, Trichomeriaceae. The record is from RefSeq and is a predicted model, not a curated record. The coding region runs from base 1 to 852 and encodes 283 amino acids.